Molecule: messenger RNA, 2225 nt
Organism: Argiope bruennichi
Lineage: Eukaryota; Metazoa; Arthropoda; Arachnida; Araneae; Araneidae
Gene: MED17
Product: mediator of RNA polymerase II transcription subunit 17-like
Exons: 14
Coding region: 208-2100 (630 amino acids)
Biological process (GO): regulation of transcription by RNA polymerase II
Cellular component (GO): core mediator complex; mediator complex
Molecular function (GO): transcription coregulator activity
Source: RefSeq, a predicted model, not a curated record
UAAGCCAGUGAAAACACUGUUCUUACUUCAACUUAAACUGGCUGAGGCAUACGAAUAACAAGCCGUAUGCCAUGAAAUAUAUCGCAGUAUUUAGACGAUAAAUAUUAAAUAUUGUUUACUAAUACAGUGUGCCUUGUAAUUGUUUUAUAAUUUUAACCUAUAGAUUUGAUUUGUAGGCUAAUUGUUAUUAAUCCUAAAUUAUAAAAGAUGUCGGUGAAUGUAUGUAUAGAAGCUCAUCAAGAGUACCAAGUACAAGAAAUAACUUACGAUGGCCAAGAAAUUUAUUCUCAGCCUCUUUCUAUGUCAGAGAAUCUGACACGUUUGGCUCAUAAAAUAGAUUUUGUGAAAACUGAAAGCGAUCAACAAACAUCAGCAGAUUCUACUGAAGAAGAUAGCAAAGAACUUGCUACAUUUCAAGCUUCUCUAUGGCCUUGGGAUUCUGUGCGGGGGAAAUUAAGGUCUAUGUUAACUGAAGUUUGUGUGCUCGUUGAUGUUUUAAAUAUUGCUAAAGAGAAACGAUAUAUGGUAAUAGAUCCAGUUGCUCAAGACCCUGCAGAGGCGAAACCCCUUGUUGCAGUAUUACAAAAGAAAAAAGCACUCUCAAAUGCUGCUGCUAUUCUCAUGAGAGGAUCUGAAAGAUUAAGGGAAUCUCAGUCUGAAACAAUUCGAACCAGAACUUUAUCAGACUUUCAUAUUGAGUUACUUCAUAUGCGACAGACAUGGAGGUUAAAGAAAAUAGGGAGCAAUAUAUUAGGAGAUCUUAGCUUUCGUAGUGCUGGUUCAAGGUAUUGGCAAUCUGGAGUUUUUGAAGUAAGCAAGAAUGAGGUGCCUGAAAACCCACCUCCUCCGCCAGUUUUGCCUGCUAGUGGGCCUCCAGUCCGACACAAUGCCAUCAAAGUCACUUUACCUAAUGAACUUGAAGGCUUCAGCUACAUCCAUGUAUCUAUACAAAUGGAUAAUGAAACUAUAGCCAGUGGUGAAUUAACUAUACCCUUAAGUGGCAGCAGUUUAAGUCAAACUGAAGUACACUGGCAACAGAAAUUGGAAGCUGCUCAGAAUGUCUUAUUUUGCAAAGAACUUUUUUCUCAACUUGCCAGUGAAGCUGUUCAAACACAAUCCAAUAUUCCUAACCUUGUUGUUGGAAAUCAAAUUACAACUUCACUCUUUCCUGGUGUACAGUUGAUAAUAGGUUUAUGCCAUACAACCGUCCAAGAUCGUGUUAAGGGUACAACCAGCAGCACUCAAACUCGUGAACAUAAGCCUGUGCUAGAGCAUUCACUGCACCAAUUGUUAAGAGAGUUGCAUUACAAAGCAAUCCACCACCCUAUGCCUCAUCCAACUACUUCAGCCUUGGGUAUCAGCAAAAGGAGGAGGUUAGCAGGACCAGAAGCAUCUGAUAUCGAAACAAUUCGUCGCUCCAUUGAAUACGAAACUCUUUUGGAACAAAUUAUAAAACAAACUCGACAUGUUGUACUAAGAUUAAGGACAAUGAUGAUAAUUGACACCUUUGCUUGUGAAAUAAAAGAUCCUUUGAUUGUGGCACAUUGGUUAUGUCUGAGCAGCCCCACACUAAGCAGUGUAAAAAUUAACAUCAUGACUCUUGGUUAUGAAACUAUGUGCAGAACACCAUUGGUUAUUCAUGUGGAGGAAAAGAGCUUGAAGGCAAUUUGUAGGGAUGGUAGAACCAUGUCAUUAUCUUAUGAACCAGAAGAGCUUCGAUAUCUUCUCAUGUGCCAAGCCUCUCAGCAUCAAGUGAAUGCAGCCCAAGCUUUAGCAAAACUAAUGGGAUGGAAAGUGCUGUCCUCUGGCAUUAAUUUAGGAGUAGGAAAUGUAGAACCUACUGGAAAUGCAUCUUCAGUUUUGAUGACAUCUCCUGCUGGUGACAGGGUGAUAGCUCUUCGCUGUAGUCCAAAGAAUGGAAUCCAUGUGAGUGUGUCCUUUUCUCCACAGACUACAGACUUUUAUCCUAGUACAUUGGUGCGUGAUAGAAAGUGGCAAAACUUGGCAGGAAGUUUCAGGGAAGUGACGUUAGAAAAAAUGGAAGGAAGGAACUUUUUAAAUAAGCUAGAACAUCUGAUGGCAUGCCUCACACCAUGUUGAUGUUAUUUAUGAAAAUCAAAUUUUAUUUUGUAUUUAUGUAUAUAUUGCAUUUUAUAACUGAUAUACUAUCAAUUUCAUUGUACAUGUUUCUAAUAUAUGGAUAAUAAAAUAUUAAUUUCAAUCGA